Molecule: messenger RNA, 973 nt
Organism: Wyeomyia smithii (pitcher-plant mosquito)
Lineage: Eukaryota; Metazoa; Arthropoda; Insecta; Diptera; Culicidae
Product: cuticle protein CP14.6-like
Exons: 2
Coding region: 225-635 (136 amino acids)
Cellular component (GO): chitin-based extracellular matrix
Molecular function (GO): structural constituent of chitin-based larval cuticle
Source: RefSeq, a predicted model, not a curated record
AUAUUCACACGAAGAAGAUCACCGCACGCGGAUCGCAUCGCGAGAUGAACCUCCGGCUGCCGAAUGCGAAACGUUCUCCUUUAGAAGGCGAUCUUUGUCAACUGUAUAAAAGCGUUAAGCGGCGCGAUAAUUGAUAUCAGUCUUGAAAUAGCGUUUAUCAUCGUCUGACCCAUCGCACAAUCGGCAGAACGCCUCAGAGGGAAAACAAAAAAGCCGAAUCGAAAAUGUUCAAAUUGCUCAUCAUCUCCGCCCUGGUAGCUCUUGCUGUAGCCCAAAACCCGGACGCCGAAGCCCAGAUCUUAGCCCAGGAAACGGUAAUCAAUCCGGACGGUUCCUACCAGUAUCGGUACGAAACGAGCAAUAGAAUCGCCGCCCAGGAGAGCGGAGUCGGUGGCCAGUCCGCUCAGGGUAGCUACUCGUACACCGGCCCGGACGGUGUACAGUACAGCGUAACCUACACAGCCGAUGAGAACGGAUUCCAGCCGCAGGGUGCCCAUUUGCCCGUGGACGUUCCCGCACCGGGACAUGUGCUUAAAACACUGGAACUUAUUCGCGCCAACCCACCCCGGGAUGACCCUAACUUCAGUCUGGAUGCUUUGAAUGCUGCCAUCGCUCGGUUGAGCGGUAAGAAGUAAACAGAUCUUCGAUCGUACAAAAUCCACACACACACACACCCACACUUACAUUCACACAAUAGCCAACACACAAUCCUGAAUAAUACUCCCGAACGAUAUAGUUUAUCCGAUUAGAUGAUAGUAUCAAAACAACCUGCUUUUGUAAAUAGAAUCUUUUCGUUGCUCUACAAGUGAGAACAAAAAAUAAAAUAAAACAAAACAAAAAUAAUACCGAAAAACAUCUGUCGUAACCUUUGCGAGCAUCCUGCCCUUAGAAUAGUAUAUAUUAUGUAGCGUGUCGUCGUCGUUUGCUGCUCAAUAAAGAGAAAACAUGAUGGAGUGUUUUGUAGUCACAGACA